CCGAACUCUUUGGUAAUGCCGAACUCAUCCGAACUCUUUGGUCAUGCCGAACUCAUACUCUUCCUUGGGCUUCGGGCUGAUGGGCCGUCAUUGCUGUUGGGCUUGUUUAGUCCGUACCCCAUCAGUGGACAUUGAGUUCUUGGGGAACCGGACCGGGGAGCCUUACGUGAUUCAGACGAACGUGUACAAAAAUGGGACCGGUAAUCGGGAGAUGAGACACAGCCUGUGGUUCGAUCCGACUGAGGAUUACCACAGUUACUCCAUGCUCUGGAAUACCCAUCAAUUGGUGUUUUUCGUGGACGAGGUUCCGAUAAGAGUGUACAAGAAUACGAACUACACCAACAACUUCUUCCCGGAUCAAAAGCCGAUGUAUCUGUUGUCGAGCAUCUGGAAUGCGGAUGACUGGGCGACGCGGGGAGGGCUGGAGAAGACGGACUGGAAGAAUGCACCAUUCGUGUCAUCGUACACGGACUUCAACGUGGACGCGUGCCAGUGGAAGGACCCCUACCCGGACUGCGUCUCCACCACCACGGACAAUUGGUGGGACCAGUACGCGGCGUGGCACCUCAACGAUGACCAGAAGUUGGACUACGCCUGGGUGCAGAGGAACCUUGUUAUCUAUGACUAUUGCAAGGAUACUAAGAGGUUUCCUACGUUGCCUGAAGAGUGUUGGCUCAACCCCUAUGCUUAAAUAUUUCUUCACUAUUAAAUUUUUGCCAUUCUUUUUUUUCCCACAUUUCUAUGGAUGCAAUUUAUUGAUAUCUUACACAAAUUAUGAUGUAUAUGUUUGAAGAGGGGGGGAGAGAAAAACACUAUUUUUCUUUAUUUUUA
Molecule: messenger RNA, 831 nt
Organism: Salvia splendens (bonfire salvia)
Lineage: Eukaryota; Viridiplantae; Streptophyta; Magnoliopsida; Lamiales; Lamiaceae
Product: probable xyloglucan endotransglucosylase/hydrolase protein 8
Exons: 2
Coding region: 44-691 (215 amino acids)
Biological process (GO): glucan metabolic process
Cellular component (GO): apoplast; cell wall
Molecular function (GO): hydrolase activity, hydrolyzing O-glycosyl compounds; xyloglucan:xyloglucosyl transferase activity
Source: RefSeq, a predicted model, not a curated record